UCUUUUAUACCCAGUUUUAUAAUUGAUGUCCUAAUUAUACCCCUUCUUCCAUUCAAAAGACUAGUACGCAAGUUUUCACUUUCUCACUCUUCAGACUCAUCAUCUUCUCCAUCAUUCUGACAUCGCCAUCCACCAUUGAUCCCACCCACCGGCGUCGCCAACCACCACUAAGCAUAGCAGAUUCAUUCAAGCUAUAUGCACACAUUGUUUCAUAACUCUAUGUCUUCAUCCAAGCAAUAUAUACAUUCCUUGUUCUAUCUGGUUAUAGUGUGCUAGAGUUAAUGUUGGCACCAGGUGGAGGCAGUCGGAGUUGGAGGCAGGCAGACGGAGAGGCAGUCGACUCUCUUGGUUCCAGCUCCAGCCCAUGGACCGUCUCGAAUCCAGCUCCAGGCCGUGGACCCUAUCGACUCCAGCUCCUAGUCAUUGACUCUCGGUCUCAGUCACUCCGUCACUCAUCUUCGUUCACAGCUCCAUCACUCACUCCGUCGCCUCUCGGUCUCCAGCUCCGUUCACGGCUCCGUCACUCACUCAUCUCUCAUAGGCAGCUGGUUACAUCACUCACGAGAGUCACUAGUCAGUCUCGGUACCACACGGUGCACACACUCAGUAAUGUUUAAGAUUGCCUUGGUUCUUCUUCUUCGACUUAUUCGGCACUGAACUUUGGAUUGUUGAAAUUGGCUUGUUUUUCUUCUGCCUUCGGUAUGUUCUUAAAUGGGUUGUCUGCGUUGUUUAUUUCUUUGAUUGUAAAAACAGGUUCUUGGAGAAGAGAGUUUAUGAACCCCCUUUGAUGUUGUAAACCAGUUUUUAGUUUGUCUUCUCUUUAUUAUAAUGUAUAUGUUCUCAAAUAUCUGUAGUGACACUACAAAGCUCUUGCUUUGAAUAAUUUGGUUUCUGGUUUUGUUUCCUUUUGGGAGGUUGGCCCCCAUGUGGCAACCAUCUUAGUUUCUGAGGCUUAAUAAAUGGUUCUUUUCACUCUC
Molecule: messenger RNA, 977 nt
Organism: Humulus lupulus (European hop)
Lineage: Eukaryota; Viridiplantae; Streptophyta; Magnoliopsida; Rosales; Cannabaceae
Exons: 3
Coding region: 282-617 (111 amino acids)
Source: RefSeq, a predicted model, not a curated record